Aspergillus clavatus NRRL 1 is the source of this 1590-nucleotide messenger RNA. Its product is annotated as C2HC5 finger protein. Lineage: Eukaryota; Fungi; Ascomycota; Eurotiomycetes; Eurotiales; Aspergillaceae. The transcript has a single exon. Gene Ontology annotation, molecular function: zinc ion binding. The record is from RefSeq and is a predicted model, not a curated record. Gene Ontology annotation, biological process: regulation of DNA-templated transcription. Gene Ontology annotation, cellular component: nucleus. Bases 1 to 1590 code for a protein of 529 amino acids.
AUGAGCGAUUCGAACCUCAUCUCCUGGGCCGUUCCUCGCCUGGCCCAACUACUGCCGCUGGAUGAGGAAUCCCUCACCCAGAUCGUCACGUACUCCGCCAACCUGUCCAAGGAAGAAGGCGCCGAACACCUCAAGAAUCUCCUCGGCGACUCCCCCGCCGCAUUCGAGUUCAUCGCGUCCUUCAGCGCCCGCCGGGAGCCUCAACGGUCGCAACCUGCCGCCCCAGCACGAGGCGGCGGCGACAAUCAGCCUGCGACCGCCGACACCCCCGCCCCCCGAGGCGGAGCUCGAAAGGGCAAGAAGCCGAAGGCACCGCUGCACAGCGCCGGACCCGUUCGGCGGCCGGAGAAUUUUGGGAAUGUGACAGGCGGCUACAGGAAGGAGGACCGGGACGCGGAUUACAUGGCUGCUGCGCCGGCGCGGAUGUCUACGAGAGGGGAUACAGUUACGGGCUCGUUACAGGUUCCACGACAGCAGGGCGCUCCAUCGUCGCGCGACUCGUCCGCCGCACCGUCCCGCACCCAGUCCCCCGUGCCGAGAACCACCACCCCCAAGAACCCCCCGUCUGCGUCGGGACAACUCAUCUCAGAUCUCCUGCCGAACGUGAAGGCGAAGGCGGCGAAGCCGUCAUCCUCGUCGCGACAGCAGGGAGGAGGGUCAGGCAAGGGAUCGCUGACAACCAGCAACAUCUCCGACCUGACGGCGGCGAUCGCCGCGCUGGAAGUCUCUACGAACCCGACGCUGGGCGGCGGCGGCGGCGGCGGCCGGAAAUGCACCUGCUACGCUUCGAUCCACCCGCUCUUCGAGCCGGUCCCGAACUGUCUGCACUGCGGCAAGAUCAUCUGCUCGCUCGAGGGUCUGCAGCCGUGCUCGUUCUGUGGGACGCCGCUCCUCUCCACCGACGAGGUGCAGAGUAUGAUCCGGGAGCUGCGCGCGGAGCGCGGACAGGAGAAGAUGCGGGCGCACAACGAGGGUGUGCAGCGGGAGAGCGGGCCGGGCCCGACACCCGUCGGGGCCAGCAAGCUGGACGCGGCGAAAGCGCACCGCGACAAGCUGCUGCAGUUCCAGGCGCAGAACGCCAAGCGCACGCGGGUGGUGGAUGAGGCUGCGGACUUUGAGACCCCGAAUGUGGCGUCGACGCUGUGGAUGAGUCCUGCGCAGCGGGCGCUGGCACUGAAGAAGCAGCAGCGCAUCCUGCGGGAGAUGGAGGAGAAGGCGCGGCCGGAGUGGGAGAAGAAGACGACAAUCAUGAGUCUGGAUAUCAAGGGUGGUCGUGUGACGCGGGUGUACCAGUCCGCUGCGCCGGCGGAGUCGAGCUCCGCUGCGGAUACGAAGGAUGAGGAUGCCGAUGAUGUUCCUCGCGACGAGACGAAGCGCAGUGGUCGCGAAGCGUUCAGCCACAAUCCGUUGCUUGCCGCUGGCGGUCUGCUCCGGCCGGUCUGGAAGACUGAAGAAAAUACGCCGGCCGAGGGGACGACGACGACGACGACUCCAAAGGAGCGGAAGCAGACAUGGCGCCGGGUCCAGGACGACAACGACGACAAUGAACAAUGGAUUCUUGAUGGUGGCUUGCAUGGGUAUACCUCUUAG